UAAAAAAUAAUAAUUUAAAUUUUGAUUAUUUCUUCAACGCAUUGUUUCCCUUUCCUUCUAUUCCUUCAUCUUGGUCUCUCAGCCCAACGAAGACUUCUCGCCGGAAAAUCUGACUCCGAUCAUCGUCGAUCGCUUCCUCCAGUCUCCGGUGAUACAUCAGAGCGGAAUCCGUCGGAUUUCGAUUCGAAGUUUGGGAAAAUCAUUCAAACACAAAGUUUAGGUAAUCGCUGAGAUUUUGGGUAUUUCAUUUAUGGAUUAUCGUUUAUUAGUGAUUGGAUUCCGAGAAAAUAUUAAACACAGAGAGAGAAAGGUUUUAAGGUUUGUCGUUUGGUUAUUAUUAAUAAAAUAGUGAGAUUUUUUUGUUAUUCUCUUUUAUGAUGUAUUAAAUUUUAUAAUUAGCGUUUGGUAGGGUUUCAAUUUCAAUCUUUCAUACUUUUUACUUAUUGUGCCAAUCAGUGAAUAUAUAUAUUAUAAAUAUAUUACGGUUUGAAUAUUAUCGCUAUUAUUUUACAACUAGAAUGUAGUUAGUUUUGUUAAUUUUUUUUUUAUUUAAGUAAAUAAAUAAACAGAAAUUGAUUAAUCUGAUUUUGUUGUAAUUUUGGGUUCAAUGAACAAUCAAAUCUCUCUCUCUUUUUGCUGUGAAAAUGGGUUAUGGAGAGAUUUGAUGAACAGUGAAACACUGAAGUUUGUCUUCCACAAAAGAGACAUGGACCCCUUAAAUGCAGAAGUUUAUGUUAUGUUAUGAAAAAACCUGGGUUUUCUUUCUCUAUUUCAAUUAAAGCCAAUGCUUUUCAUUGAUUUUCGUUCCCGAAUCUUGGAAAAAUGAAUUCAAGAGUCAAAUGAAAAAUAAUUACCUAUUAUAUACAAUUAUUAUUUUCAUAUCUUACCACUCUGACCCUGUAUCUCAUAUAUAUUGUUUUGUGUGUACUAUAUUUUAUUUUAUUUAUUUCUACUGAGAAGUGAGAAGUUCUUUUCUUUUUCUUGGUAUAAUUUAGACUGUAAAAAAAUUCAUGGGGAUGGAUAGUGAUCUCCAUUACACGUGGAUUUGCUUGUCUCUUGCCAUUUCUCCAAGGACAUUACCAUCUGCAAUUUCAAUCUUCUAAUUAUACAUGGGAAUAAAAUAUACAUUAAAGUAUACAAACAAAAUAAAUGUAUUUUCCCUUCUUUCUUUUCUUAUUUAAUUUAUUUUAUUUUUUUAUUUUGGUGGGUUAGAUUUGUAGUUGGUUUAGUAAAAAAGGCAUUAAAAAUCCAUGAAUGAAUCUUUUGAUAAUAAUUGGUAGCAAGUGAUCCCAAGAUUGCUUUUGUUUUUCAUUCUAAGAAAAAGAGAGAAUUUUUUUUUUAUUUUUUUUUUUGAGCUUGUUUUGUCAAAGUUUAAUUUUGAUAUACUUCCAUUGAAUUCGCUUUCAUGAAAGUGAGUUGGGAUAGAAGAAGAAGGUAAUAAGUUAAGUGGGGUUGUGUUUAGAGCAAACCAACUUCCAGCCUAGCCGACCAUGGCACUCUCGUGAGAGAGACAAAAGAAAAGAAGAAAAAAAAAAGAAUCCCUUUAUCCUACGCACUCCUCUUUCAUAAUAUCCUACACCCAUUACCUUCUUCCUUCCCCUUCUCUAGUCCACUCUCCCAGUAUCCCCAAAUUGCUGAGGGGACCCCUUACCCUGUAAUGGCAGUUUAUGGGAUAACUAAAGCCAAAGCUACAAUGAUAACUGUUUGUGCACGUAGUGGCAUUUCCCGCAAUUCUCUGUGACCCCAUUUCACCAUAUGUCUUUUAACCCCUUUUCCCACCUGAACUCCUUCCCAUGGCCUGAUCUCCCUGGAUUCGGCCUUAUCCUUAGGAAAGAGCAAUACCCAUUUGAGUUUAUGAGUUGUAAUACUGAUAUUGAUACUCAAUCAGAUCUGUGGUUCUGUAAAGAUAGAAAAGGAUCUUCUUUUUUGAGGAAGCCUGUGUGUUGCCAUUGAAUGCGGAAUACUAGAAAAGGCAAAGAAGGGGUGUCAGAUGAUUGCUGGUUUAAUUUUGUGAAUUUUCAUUAUAUCUUCCUCUUUUGAUCAAUGUUGUCUAGUUUGGAUAUUGUUUGAUGGAUGUAUGUAAAUCGGAGCGAGCAUUUAGGAAGCACAUAACGGUGGAGACCCCACGACCACCAUUGGUUCCGGCAGAAAAGAAUAAUGUACUCACCACCGGCCGCCUUCGAACGAGGGAAGUUUCUUCAAGGUACAAGUCACCUACUCCCUCGACCACGCCAAAGGGUGCUCGGCGUUGCCCAUCACCCAAUCUUACAAGAACAGCAUCUUCACCCACUUCUUCUUCUUCCUCUUCUCAUUUGGUAUCUAAAAGAGCAAUAUCUGUGGAUAGGAAGAGACCUUCAACGCCUCCUUCCCCCUUAAGUCCAUCUACACCGGUUCAGGAUUCGUCCGUAGAUAUGCAUUUAGCGUCCAGAAGAGUUGCUAGUUCUCGGUUGCCGCCGGAUAGUUUAUGGCCUUCAACGAUGCGGAGUUUGAGUGUUUCUUUUCAGUCUGAUACAAUUUCUAUUCCUGUUAGUAAGAAGGAAAAACCAGUUGUUACAAAUGCUUUGUCUGAACGUACUUUGAGGUCAUCAUCAAAUGUAGCACAUAAACAGGUUGAAACAUCUGUUUCUAGAAAGCCUACACCUGAAAGAAAGAGAAGCCCUUUAAAGGUGGGGAAGAAUGUGGCUGAUCAGUCAGAGAAUUCUAGACCAGUGGAUGGUUUACAUACUCGUUUGAUAGAUCAGCAUCGGUGGCCGAGUAGAACAGGUGGGAAGCUGUCUUCUAAUUCAUUAAAUAGAAGUAUGGAUCUUGGUGAUAAAAGUGCCAGAAAUCUUUCCACACCUGGACCUGGAUUUGGGUUGUCUUCUUUGAGAAGAACACCCUCUUCUGAUGUUAUAGGAAAGCCUUUACAAAAAUCUUCAAGUGAUGCUGCAAGGCUAUUAUCAACCGUGGAAAGUUGCAGAGCAGGGUUUGGGGUGAGUUUAGUUGAUGAUAAUUCACUUCAUACAUCCAGACUUCACAAGUUUCCCUCUACAAGUUUGCCAGAAAGACCCAAGUCUGCAAAUUCUGUAGCCAGAUCUCAGUCUUUGCCUACUCGUCCACCCUCACCUAGUAAGACCUCGUUGAUAGCCUCCUCUGUUACUAGGGGUGUCAGUCCGUCACGGAACAGACCAUCCACUCCCCCUUCUAGAGGAAUUAGUCCAUCUCGAAUAAGGGCAUCCGGCAUUUCAAAUCAACCCACCAAUCCAAAUUCUGUGCUUAGUUUUAUUGCUGAUUUUAAAAAAGGAAAAAAGGGUUCUGGGUACAUUGAAGACGCUCAUCAGCUAAGGUUGCUAUACAAUAGAUAUUUGCAAUGGAGAUUUGCUAAUGCUCGCUCAGAGACAGUUCUUUAUGUGCAGAAAGUAACUGCCGAGAGAACUCUAUUCAAUGUCUGGAGUGCAACACUAAGUCUGUGGGAUUCGGUGAUUCGGAAAAGGAUCAGUCUGCAGCAGAUGAAGCUUGAGCUCGAACUGAACUCAGUUUUGAAUGAUCAAAUGCCCUACCUUGAUGAUUGGGCUUUGCUUGAAAGAGAUCACAUGACCUCUUUAUCUGGGGCUGUGGAAGAUUUGGAAGCAAGCACUCUCCGUCUUCCAGUUACCGGUGUAGCAAGGGCAGAUAUUGAUUCUUUGAAGGUUGCUAUCUGCUCAGCAGUUGAUGUGAUGCAGGCUAUGGGAACAUCUAUUUGCUCUUUGCUUCCAAGGGCGGAAAGCAUAAAUAGUUUGGUUUCAGAACUUGCUGUUGUAGCAGCUCGGGAGAAAGCAAUGCUUGACGCAUGUGAAACUUUAUUGGCUUCGACAACAGCUAUGCAGGUGGAGGAAUUUAGUCUAAGGACACAUCUCAUACAAAUAAAAGAAGAUUUGGGAAGAUUAAGUAGCCAAUUUUGGCAAUCAAGACAUCCUUAUAAUCCUCACUAGUUGCGGCGAAGAGAUCAGCGGUGUCUCCUCCGUUCUCUGUAUGUAAAUUGAGGUUUUAGUGUUAUCUUUUUUCUUUUUGUUCCCUCCCUUAAUUUUUUUUUUUUCUAGAACUUAAAUGGAUUAUUUUCUUUUUCUAAUCAAUCCCUUUUUUCUUUUUAACAAAGCAAAGAGUGAUUAGCUUAGCUUAAUUGCUCUGUCUUUUCCCACUUGUAAUUCUUUUUCUUCUUGUAUUAAGUAACUAAAAAAAAGGAAAAUUCAAAGAGAGAUAUAUAUAUAGAGUGAGAGAUAGGAAAAUGUUGAGUUUCAUUAUUGUACAUGCAAAUCCAGAAAUGGGAAAGAAAAGGGUGUAGAAAAACAGGGUUCUGUUUUGUACAUGUGUUUUUGAGUUAAA
Molecule: messenger RNA, 4341 nt
Organism: Cannabis sativa
Lineage: Eukaryota; Viridiplantae; Streptophyta; Magnoliopsida; Rosales; Cannabaceae
Product: AUGMIN subunit 8
Exons: 7
Coding region: 2070-3950 (626 amino acids)
Biological process (GO): spindle assembly; centrosome cycle
Cellular component (GO): nuclear microtubule; cytoplasm; centrosome
Molecular function (GO): microtubule binding
Source: RefSeq, a predicted model, not a curated record